Phytophthora infestans T30-4 is the source of this 858-nucleotide messenger RNA. Its product is annotated as trans-aconitate 2-methyltransferase, putative. Gene Ontology annotation, molecular function: trans-aconitate 2-methyltransferase activity. The transcript has 2 exons. The record is from RefSeq and is a predicted model, not a curated record. The coding region runs from base 1 to 858 and encodes 285 amino acids. NCBI's taxonomy places the organism in Eukaryota, Oomycota, Peronosporomycetes, Peronosporales, Peronosporaceae.
AUGGCUCAGCAUGUAGCACGCGCCACUCAAACCUGGCAACCCCUAAAGUACCUAAAAUUCCAGCGCCAGCGUCUGCGCCCAGCACUGGAGCUGCUCGCGCGGGUGUCAGAUUUCCCCACUACUGACGACGACUCGGUUGAGAUCAUCGACCUUGGCGCUGGCACGGGCAACAUGGCUCCAUCAUUCCAGAAGCGGUGGCCCAGUGCUCACGUGACGUUCGUGGACUCGUCUACUUCGAUGCUGGAGGUCGCUCAACAGGAGCACGACGAGAACGAGACCCUUAACACGCAGGGUUUCGCUUACGUCCAGGCCGAUUUCGAGACCUAUGCGCCUGAGCGACCCGGAAACUUGAUUUUCUCCAAUGCUGCGCUACAGUGGGUGAGUGCCGACAAGCACAAGCAGAUCCUUCCCCGUUUGUAUUCGUUCCUCAAGCCUGGUGGCGUUUUGGCCUUUCAAAUCCCAGACACUCGUUUACAGCCGAGCCACCAGCGUAUGGUCGACGCAGCGGCGCAUUUGGGACUCAGUGACCGCGUGGCUGGCGUUCGAUGGGUCACCUGUGACAAAGACCCGAGUUUCUACUAUGAGCUGUUUAAGGCUGUCGACGGCGGCGUGGAGCUCGAUAUGUGGGAAGCUACAUAUGCGCAGGUCCUGGAGGGAGACAACCCCGUGGCCGACUUCACCGGCUCCACAGAUCUUCGUCCGUACAUGGAAGCGCUGGGUGAGCCGUCUGAGGACGCCACCAAGUUCGAACAAACGUACCGCGAAAUGAUCGCUGCGGCGUACCCGAAACAGAGCGACGGAAACACCAUCUUCAACCUCAAACGGUUUUUCGUCAUGGUAACCAAGCCGGUUACUUAA